UAUCCUUGUACCAAUCUCCAAACAAGAGCAGUAAAGUAGCCAUCCUACUCUGACUGUAUUCUACUUCAACUCUUCAAGAACAAACACCACUUGUACAGAAGGUCAGACAUGUCUGGUGAAGGAGAGCAGUGCAACCAGAGGAACUCAAGAUGGUCUCUUCAGGGGAAGACGGCUCUGGUUUCCGGCGGAACCAGAGGCAUAGGGGCUGCUAUAGUCGAGGAACUGGCCGGAUUCGGAGCCGCAGUCCACACGUGCUCCCGGAAUCAGACGGAGCUCGACGAAAAGGUCCGGGAAUGGCAGGCAAAAGGCUUCAAAGUCACCGGCUCCGUUUGUGACCUGUCGUCCAGGGAACAGAGGGUGGAGCUCAUCGAGGCCGUCUCCUCUGUCUUCAAUGGCAAGCUUAACAUCCUUGUGAACAAUGCAGCAAUUAGUAAGAUGAGGAAAGCGAACGAUUAUAAUCCCGAGGAAUUUUCAAACAUUAUUCAAACAAAUUUUGAGUCACCAUACCACUUGGCACAACUGUCUUACCCCCUCCUCAAGGCAUCUGGAAACGCAAGCAUUGUUUUCAUCUCCUCUAUGGCUGGCGCCACUGCAUUGCCUGCCCUCUCCAUUUAUGGAAGCUCUAAAGCUGCUAUAAACCAGUUGACCAAGAAUCUGGCAUGUGAAUGGGCAAAGGAUGGCAUCCGAGUCAACACGGUUUCACCCUGGGCCGUCAAAACCACAAUCAUGAAGCCUGAAGACAUUGAUCCGGCAAUACAGGCAAUGUUUGGUCCAAUUAUGAUGAGAACUCCAGUGAAGCCGUUGGCAGAAGCCGACGAGAUAUCGCCGUUGGUGGCAUUUUUUUGCCUGCCGGCUGCUUCCCACAUCACCGGUCAGGUUGUCCAAAUUGAUGGAGGCUACACCGCCGGUGCUUUCCAUUUCUAGAUAUAUAGUACCAUUUGUAUUGUAUUUUCAUACAACGUACUAAUUCUAGCUUAUUUCUAUUUUCCUUCCUAAUAAGUUUAAUA
Molecule: messenger RNA, 1007 nt
Organism: Ipomoea nil (Japanese morning glory)
Lineage: Eukaryota; Viridiplantae; Streptophyta; Magnoliopsida; Solanales; Convolvulaceae
Product: tropinone reductase homolog
Exons: 5
Coding region: 109-924 (271 amino acids)
Molecular function (GO): oxidoreductase activity
Source: RefSeq, a predicted model, not a curated record